This is a messenger RNA of Vespula pensylvanica (western yellowjacket), 3854 nucleotides long. RefSeq lists its product as uncharacterized. The record is from RefSeq and is a predicted model, not a curated record. The transcript has 10 exons. Lineage: Eukaryota; Metazoa; Arthropoda; Insecta; Hymenoptera; Vespidae. The coding region runs from base 647 to 3811 and encodes 1054 amino acids.
ACCGAACUAUCCAAGAUUCUUAAAAAAAAAACAUGGUAUUUUUUUCCUGCAAUUAACAAUAUUUUCUUUUGGUCUCUGGUAACAAUGUUAACAUACGUUUCCUUAUCACGAUAUUAGAUUAAAUUUGAUCGACCGAGAAAAGAUCGAAAGAUCUUACACGUGAUCGAGGGAAGCAAGAAAAGAAUGAAAGAAAGAUAAACAGCAAACAGUAAGAAAGAAAAGAGAAAGAAAGAGAGAGAGAGAGAGAGAAAGAAAGGAUCUCGUUGGCCUCGAGGCGAUCUCUUCUAAGAGGUGCGAGCGACUGGUGGUGAUGGUGUGUAGUCUACGGCGACAAAGUGAAAGUAAGAUUUUGCUUUCUACUCGUUUUCUUAGCAGUGAGGGCCGUACCGUGGCCGCGAUCGUAUGUUUAGAGAACAAUGUACGCGUUCGCCGCUACCAAUACCUGAGAAAACAACAAAAGAAAAAAUAAAAAAAAAAGAAAAGAAAUUAUCUCAUUUACGAAAUCGAAAUUAACAGGCAGGCAAGCUGUGUGACUCUGUUCGCGGCAUGUACUUAAUCAUGAAAGUUACGUUGAUUCUACAUUGAAAACGGGAGUGAACGAGAUCAUAGAAAAUUGGAAAGAUUUUAAGGGAUUCGAGUUUGGCGGAUGAUGAAAAUGUCGCACGUAGCAAUUCCACCAUGCUUGUUCUUUCUCGUUGUCUUCUUUCUUGUCGGCACCUAUUGUCAACAAGAAACUUCUCAGGCACGAUACAGGUUCUCACAACUCAUACCGACGAACUCGGUGUAUGAACAUCGAGAAAGUGAUGUACCUUUGGAAUGGGGCAAAAAAAAUGAUACAUCAUUGUUACUCCGUUCGCUCGAGGAAAAUAACGUCAUGGAUAUGUCACGAUUGAAUUCAAAGGAAAAUACAGAAGAAAUAGAAGAAGAAGGAGAAGAAGAGGUAGAAGAAGACGAUGGCGUAGCUGAUGAGUGUGAUUACGAAAUCAAUGCUAAAUCGGGAAUUCCUUCUGAUUAUAUUAAAGAGCAAUCGAAAUGCAAGCGACCGAUACACGAACAUAAUCCACUUUCAAAUGUCGAUGGUCUUCAUAAUGCUAGGAAUCGCGAAUACGACGAAGAUCAUUCGACGAAUCAGUACGAUUCGUAUUAUUAUUACGAGGAUUAUGAUAACAAUAAUCGAUCGCAAUACAAAACCGUAGACGCAGAAACCGUCGAUUAUGCGGACUUUGAAACACACGACGCAACUACCGAAAGAUCGGCAGAAUUAAAUAAUCACGAAGAUCAUCCUUUCAUCGACGAAGGAGUUUUAAAGGAGGACAACGAAGAGGAUGAUUCGAUCUCUACAACGAAUACAGAUGCUAAAGAAGUGACUUCGAUGGAAGGUAGCAACAAAAACUUUGCCUUUAUGAAUCCACCAAAACUGUCACCGUCAUCGGACGAUCCUGACGAGUUAGAAAGUUCGAUCUUGAUCGGUGAAGCUAUUGUAUCUGUAGUGACAACAAAAAGUGUCGUCAAUGGAACGAUUUCUAUUCCAACGAGCACACCAACGCCAAUGACUACUGAACAAGUAGCACCACCACCGUCAUUGACCAAAGAAAAAUCUAUCGAUGAUCGAAUAUUAGAAAGUACUACGACUGAGGAUUCCAGAGUAUUGGCUUUUGUACAAACUAGUCGUAGCAUAAAUGGUGCACGUUUUCUACCAUUUCCGGUGGUAGAUCGAGUCGUACGAAUAAACAAUGAUGCUGCGGCCAUGACCUCAAUAAAAAAGACAUUUCCACCUCCAGAAUCAACGGAAAGCAUCAUCGAUAAACUUGACAGAGUGCAAUCUGAAUUAUCAAGUGGUUUCCUUGUUGGUGGCUUCAGAACAGCUGGUAAUACAUUGCAGUUGGAUGUUUUAAAUGAUAGAGAUCGUACAACUCGUCGUAAAUAUGUUACAUCUACGAGCGGUAGUAGUACUACUACUAGCAAAACUCCUAUUAUUAGUAAAUUUGUACCUAGAAGGUACAAUGACAAGAGGUUUGAUCGUACGAAUGUUAACAACUCUUCUGAAGGGUUCUUACAUGAUUCUGAUUCCAGUGUGAUGACUACUAAUACGCCACGAGCGAAGAUAGCAUUCAAAUGGCCUUCUGGAAAAACUACAACGCCAUUAAACUCCGAUGAAACAAAGUCUACGACUCAGGCCAGCACAGCUGCUACUAAAAAGACCAAUACACAAAUCAUCUUCCAAGAUGUCAAAUCUUUCCUACCACCUGGUUUUAAAUUAUCGAAAGAAGAUCGACAGGAAAUAACAGAACGUAGUGCCUUGAGCGAUAUCUUAGCAAAAUCAAAGGUUGAUGUCUCUAAACUUUUGCCGGCUGAUUAUAACAAAAAAAAGAACGGCGAAAUUAUACCUGCUAGUGUUGAUUCAUCGAACUUUACUACAGAAAAGAUCUCCAUUCAAAAUCUUUUCGCCAAUUCGAAGUUUGACGUAACUGCAUUGUUACCUCGUGAUUAUACAGAAAAAGCGACGAACUCGUCAGAAUCAAAGAACGAUGAAUCGAGUGAUCCUAAUAAUAAUAAUAAUAAUUCCACUUUAACGAGCACUGAACCGACUACAGCUAAAGCUAGUGGUUUGAAAAUUGUAUUUCCUAGCAGACCAGGUGGACGGAAACUUGGUCAUAAAAUUACAACUCCUCAGAGUCAUCGAAUCGAUGGACUUCCUGCAAUUACUCCACGUAUACAAAAAGGAUGGCCAACUAGAGCUACCACCGAGUUUACUGGCUGGCCAACUCCAUCUACUACUCCAAUCUCAAUUGAAAAACUCUUGGAAGUCGCAAGAACUGCAACAGAUAUUUCUGUGAACAUGUCGGUCGUCGAAACUACAAGUGCUGUUUCAAUAACAUCUACGACAACUACGACAACGACUACACCAAGAUCAACUACUAUUGGAAUAUGCGAGGAAGAAUGUGAAGUUGCUGGUACUAUACGAAUAAUUGGUAAUACUAUUUGGGUGCCAGAAUUACUCGAUCGUAAUACUCAAGAAUGGCAGCAACUUGCAAACGAGAUUGAAAGAGAUAUGAAUUUCGUUUUUUCAAAGUCUACCGUUUUAAUGAAUUGGUACAAAAAAAUAAGAAUCGAUUCGUUCAGCCAAGGUAGUAUUCUAGUAGACUUUUUCAUUGAACUCGUGAACUUACCGCAAAGAAUCAACACGCAAGAAUUGAAAGUAAUAUUUCACGAUUCUUUGAGAACGUAUAAUUCGAGUCGUUGGAAUGAGACGAAGGGUAAAGGAGAUAUGAAGUUAGGUGUAUUUACGAUAGAUCCUAAAUCUACUGAUUUUGUAGUGAUACCCAAGGUUCCUUCCUCCAACAUAAUUGAAAACGAAGAUAGAUUAAUACCUCAGUGGGCAGUUGUUAUGAUAGUCAUCGGUAUUGGAGGAUUAUUAUUCAUUAUUGUAUUCGGUGUUUCAGUACUGGUCAAUCGUCAAAAUGGUUCAAAGUUGAAACCCUCUGUAUCUACUAUUUACGAAGAUGGAAUCGGAAAAAAUAUACUGGGAAAUUCACAUGCAACCUCGUUGAACAGAUCCAAUGAUUAUCCGAAGCAAAUACAUACAAUAUGGACUGAUCCAGAUGUCUCAUGGAACGAUAAAUCAUUUGAAUCGACGUCUAAUAAGGUAUUAGUAGACAGAUCAUUUCAAGAAGGUAAAAAAUAUAACCUCCACGAUAGUUGGCGAUCUGAAUGGAACGGAUAUUAUUCUAAUCCAUCACACGGAAAUAAUAAAUACAGCGGCUAUCAUCAUCAUCAUCAUCAACAUCCAGAUUAUGAUACGAAUUUUUAAAAUUGAUAACAAUAAACUGUUAUCUUUGUAAUUUAUAAGUUAA